Molecule: messenger RNA, 1943 nt
Organism: Raphanus sativus (radish)
Lineage: Eukaryota; Viridiplantae; Streptophyta; Magnoliopsida; Brassicales; Brassicaceae
Product: BEL1-like homeodomain protein 9
Exons: 4
Coding region: 155-1846 (563 amino acids)
Biological process (GO): regulation of transcription by RNA polymerase II
Molecular function (GO): DNA-binding transcription factor activity, RNA polymerase II-specific; RNA polymerase II cis-regulatory region sequence-specific DNA binding
Source: RefSeq, a predicted model, not a curated record
AAUAUACACACUCGAUCGUGCUUCAAAAAGAUAGCAAAAGAACCCCUAUCUCUCUCUCUCUCUCUCUUAACCUCUCGUUUCACCCGUCACCAUUAUCUCUUACACUGUUACUCACUUGUCUCUCUCCUUCUUCAUCUCGAAAUCAUCCUUUGCCAUGUCCGAUGCGUACGAGCCUUACCAUGUUCUCCAACAAAGCCGACGAGAUAAACUUCGGCUUCCUUCUCUCGAUUCCCACUUCCACUUUCACCAUCCUCUUCCUCCUCCUCCUUCUUCUUCCGGCGGCGUGUUUCCUACCGCCGACUCUGAUUUCCUCGCAGCCGGUGGUGGAUUUCAUUCGAACAGCAACAAUAACCCUAGCUACAGUAACUUCAUGGGUUUUCUCGGUGGGCCAUCUUCCUCUUCAUCCACCGCAGUCGCUGUUGAUCAUUCCUUCAACGCCGGACUUUCUUCCGGCGACGUUCUUGUCUUCAAACCCGAGCCUUUAUCUCUCUCUUUAUCAUCUCACCCUAGACCUACUUACGAUCUCGUCGUUCCCGGCGUUGUUAACUCCGGAUUCUGUAGAUCCGCAGCUGAAGCCGCCGCUGCCGCUGCCGCCGUCACCGUCGCGUCAAGAAGCUCCGGUCCUCUCGGGCCGUUCACUGGCUACGCAUCUAUUCUGAAAGGGUCGAAGUUCUUGAAACCAGCACAGAUGCUUCUUGAUGAUUUUUGUAGUGUGAGUCGUGCGGUUUACACCGAACAAAACAUCGACGACGACGAGGACUAUUCCUCUUUGCUUUUUGACCCAACUAUUGAUAAUCUCUGCGGCGUUUCUGACGCCGGCUCAGGAGAAAGUGGGAAGAAAAAAUCAAAGCUCAUCUCCAUGCUCGACGAGGUUUACAAAAGGUAUAAGCAGUACUAUGAGCAGCUUCAAGCUGUGAUGGGCUCAUUCGAAUGCGUCGCAGGUCUCGGGCACGCAGCUCCUUAUGCUAGUUUAACAUUAAAGGUGUUGUCUAAGCAUUUCAAAUGUUUGAAGAAUGCUAUAACAGACCAGCUUCAGUUUAGCACCAAUAACAAGAUCCAACAACAACAAUUUUUGGAGUUUGGAGGAAAUGAUAGUAGUAGAGGCCUGUGUUCUGCUGGUCAAAGACAUGGAUUCCCUGAUCAUCAUGCUCCUGUAUGGAGACCACAUCGUGGCCUGCCCGAACGUGCUGUCACCGUUUUAAGGGCUUGGCUCUUCGAUCAUUUCUUGCAUCCUUAUCCAACUGAUACAGACAAACUCAUGUUGGCUAAACAGACAGGUCUCUCCAGGAAUCAGGUGUCUAAUUGGUUCAUAAACGCACGAGUUAGGGUUUGGAAACCGAUGGUCGAAGAGAUUCAUAUGCUGGAGACUCGACAAUCUCAGAAAUCUUCCUCUUCUUGGAGAGACACCACCACUGUGUUCCCCGACCACAACAACAAUCCUUCUUCCUCCACGGCUCAACAAGCUAACAACAGCUCUUCUCCCGCUAGACGGGUGCGAAACGAUGACGUUCAUGCCAUCACCAACAACAAUAACAACCGCUUUAUGAACGCUGGAAACGGUGGGAAUGUUGGAGGCGGCGGCGCGGUUAACUUCUCCUACGGUAUUGCGUCAUCGAAUGUCCCGGGGAUGAAUACUAGCACAAAUGGAGGAGUGUCGUUGACGUUAGGGCUUCAUCAUCAGAUUGGGUUGCCGGAGCCUUUCCCAAUGACAACUGCUCAGAGGUUUGGACUUGACGCUGGCAGUAGUGGUGGUGGUGGUGGUGGGUAUGAAGGGCAGGAUCGUUCGUUUGGGAGAGAUUUUAUUGGAGGUAGUAAUCAUCAGUUUCUACAUGAUUUUGUAGGAUGAUAUCAUUUGUAUUGGAAGGAAAAAUAUGUUCGACGUAACGUUUGACAAUGUAUUUGAGAUAUGAGAAAUGGAAAUGCAUGUGAUGUGUUUAUUAGAA